Molecule: messenger RNA, 336 nt
Organism: Loa loa (African eye worm)
Lineage: Eukaryota; Metazoa; Nematoda; Chromadorea; Rhabditida; Onchocercidae
Exons: 3
Coding region: 1-336 (111 amino acids)
Source: RefSeq, a predicted model, not a curated record
AUGUUCCUAUCAAAGAUACCGCUUAUGAGAUAUCCGAAAUUGUUACAAUAUGCCAAAAAUAAUUUAUUCAGUCAUCCUUUACGUACACAAAAACAACCAUCACAAUUUAAAUUUUGUUUAAUCGGAACCAUAUCGGUCAAUUUAAACUUUGCAUAUUUUCAUUUAAAAUUAUUCUUUAGACGCGCUAAACUUGAUACGGGAUGCGAUGAAGCAUUUGGAUGCUCAAAUAAAAGUGAUUUGCUUGAAUUUCUUGGUCUUGUAGAAGCGGUAAUUUGUGAAGCUUCAGAUGCCACUGCUUGCAAUGGUCUACUGUUCAUAUAUAUUUCAUUGCUAUAA